Molecule: messenger RNA, 4391 nt
Organism: Erinaceus europaeus (western European hedgehog)
Lineage: Eukaryota; Metazoa; Chordata; Mammalia; Eulipotyphla; Erinaceidae
Gene: XPC
Product: XPC complex subunit, DNA damage recognition and repair factor
Exons: 14
Coding region: 991-3321 (776 amino acids)
Biological process (GO): mismatch repair; nucleotide-excision repair
Cellular component (GO): XPC complex; nucleus; cytoplasm
Molecular function (GO): single-stranded DNA binding; damaged DNA binding
Source: RefSeq, a predicted model, not a curated record
GACCUGCUUCACCGCCUGUGAAGUGACUUCCCUGCUGGUGGGGAGCUGGGAGCUCGAAUCGGUAUCCUUAUGCCAGUCCUUGCGCUUGGCGCGCCACAUGCACUUAACCCGCUGCGCCUUCCACCCGAGUCCCAUACUUUUUGAUCUUAAGGUUUGGCUAGUGAGAGAUUGCUGUGUCCUUGUGUCCUUUGGCUGUGGCUGGGCUGUCUGGCACAGCAGGCUGUCCAGGCUUGCCCUGUGCUUUCCUUGCUCCAGGCCAGGAGUCCAGCCUUUCCCCUCCAGGAAGCCCUCUUGAUGGGAGUAGGGGCUGGGCUGUGGGAGGCGAGAUCUCGGCUUUCCCUGUGUUCAUAGUCAAGGGAUGCCAUUGCUUCAAGCCCCACGGCUUCUUCUCAGAGGCUGUAAAUUUACUAUUAGAUCCAACUCAGCAAACUCUGUAUUUCAGCUAGUGCUCAAGCAGUGCAGCAGGUGAAGAGGUGAAUAAAAUGUGUUUCUUGUCAUUUGCAAACUUGAGACUGAAGGGCAUGAAGAUUCUGUAGAGGAAAGUGAUGCGUUGUUAGGGGUGAGCCCAGGCGGUGGCGCAGGGGUAAAGAGUCAGCUCUCGGCAUGAGGUGUCACAGGUGCGGGGUGGGGUGGGGGAUGUUUGGUUUGUUCUCUCCCUGUUUCUUUCAUGUUAAUAAUCUUUUACAUUAAAAAAAUAGUGCAGUGAAAAGGAAAUCAUUGUUCUUGUUUGGAUUUUUCUUUUUCCUCUCUGGGCUGACUUUUUAAAAAAUUACUAUUUAUUUAUUGGAUAAAGAUAGUCAGAAAUCAGGAGGGUAGGGGAGAGAGAGGGGAAGAAAGGCAGAGACACCUGCAGCCCUGCUUCACCACUUGUAAAGCUUUCCCCCUGCAGGUGGGGACUGAGAACGUGACUCUGGGUCCUUGUGCAGUGUAACAUGUGCGCUCAGCCAGGGCUGACUUUCAUCUGAGCUUGGUGAGCCCCUGCCAGCUGGCAUGGGAGAAGGUGUGGCAUUCUCUGAGUCUGUUCUGCCCAUGAAGCCGGUGGAAAUCGAGAUUGAGACUCCAGAGCAGAUGAAAGCAAGAGAAAGAAGCGAAAAGAUAAAAGCAGAAUUUGAGAUGCAUCUUCGGAGGAUGAUGAAGCGUUUCAAUAAAGAAGUGCACGAGAACACACACAAGGUCCACCUCCUGUGCCUGCUGGCUAGUGGCUUCUACCGGAACGGAAUCUGCUGCCAGCCAGAUCUGCAGGCUAUCGGCCUGUCCAUCGUCCCAGCCCACUUCACCAAAGUGCCUCCCCAGGAUGUGGACCUCCACUACCUGUCAAACCUGAUGAAAUGGUUCAUAGGGACCUUCACCGUCAAUGCAGACAUCUCCACUGAUGCGCGAGACGGCCUGCAGACCACCUUGGAGAGGAGAUUUGCUAUUUACUCUGCACAGGAUGAAGAGGAACUGGUCCACAUAUUCUUGCUGAUCCUCCGGGCCCUGCAGCUGCUGACCCGCUUGGUUCUGUCCCUCCAGCCUAUUCCCCUGAAGUUACCAGCAGCAAAGGGGAAGAAAUCUUCCAAGGAGAGAGCCACAGAGGGUCCUGGAGGCUCCUCAGAAGCUUCCAGCCCCCUUCCUGCAAGCCAGUCCACACCAGAGACCAGCAGAGGGGCCAGGCAAGAGGGGGUCCCUUCCAGAGGCAAGAGGAGUGAGGAGAAGCGGCAGGAGCCCUCCUGCAGUAAGAAAGAGGAGCAGCCUCGAGCCCCACGGCAUCUGCCCCCUCGUGGCCAGGGGCGCUGUGGGGCCUCCAGGGUCUCUUACAGAGAGGACAGCGACAGUGAUGCCUUCAGCGGCUCUGACUUUGAGCUCUCCAGUGAGGACACUGGACAUCCCUCUGAUGAAGAUUCUGAUCCUCGCCCUGCCAGGCCACGUAAAACCCCGGCCCCUCAGAAGGCGAAGGGGGGCGCCAGAAGGGAUGCCAGGAACCCCUGCAGGAGCCAGUCGGGGCGCCUUGGCCUCCCGGCCGCUUCCAGCAGCUCCCUCGACAGCCAGCAUAAGAGACGCAGGAGUGUGAGCGGUGCCGGAGAGGUGGUCGGCAACCGAGCGGCAGGUGUGGACCAGUGGCUGGAGGUGUUCUGUGAGCGGGAGGAGAGGUGGGUGUGCGUGGACUGCGUGCACGGCGUGGUGGGCCAGCCGCUGGCCUGCUACCAGUACGCCAGCAAGCCCCUGGCCUACGUCGUGGGCAUCGACAACCACGGUUGGGCCCGGGAUGUCACCCCGAGGUACGACCCCGUCUGGAUGACGGCUACCCGCAAGUGCCGAGUUAACCCCGAGUGGUGGGCCCAGACCUUGAGGCCCUUCCGGAGCCCACAGCUGGAAAGGGAGCGGAAGGAAGACUUGGAGUUUCAGGCCAAGCACCUGGACCAGCCUCUGCCCACCGCCGUCAGCACCUACAAGAACCACCCCCUGUACGCACUGAAGCGGCAUCUCCUCAAGUAUGAGGCCAUCUAUCCCGAGACGGCCACCAUCCUGGGCUACUGCCGUGGGGAGGCCGUCUACUCCAGGGACUGUGUGCACACCUUGCACUCCAGGGACACGUGGCUGAAGCAGGCCCGAGUGGUGAGGCUCGGAGAAGUGCCCUACAAGAUGGUGAAAGGCUACUCCAACCGUGCCCGCAAGGCCCGCCAGGCCGAGCCCCAGCUGCGGGAGCAGAAUGACUUGGGUCUGUUUGGCUUGUGGCAGACGGAGGAGUACCAGCCGCCCGUGGCCGUGGAUGGCAAGGUGCCCCGGAAUGAGUUUGGGAACGUAUACCUCUUCCUGCCCAGCAUGAUGCCCAUCGGCUGCGUCCAGCUGAGGCUGCCCAACCUGCACCGUGUGGCCCGAAAGCUGGGCAUUGACUGUGUCCAGGCCAUCACCGGCUUCGACUUCCAUGGAGGCUACUCCCACCCUGUGACUGAUGGCUACAUAGUCUGCGAGGAGUUCAGGGAUGUGCUGCUGACCGCCUGGGAAAACGAGCAGGCCCUCAUUGAGCAGCGGGAGAAGGAGAGAAGGGAGAAGCGGGUGCUGGGACACUGGAAGCUGCUGACCAGGGGACUGCUGAUCCGGGAGCGGCUGAGGCUGCGCUACGGUGCCCAGAGUGAGGCUGCGGGCCACCACACGGAUGCAGGAGGUGGACUCUCGUCUGAUGAAGAGGAGGGCACCAGCUCCCAGGCAGCAGCAGCCAGAAUCCUGGCUGCCUCCUGGCCCCGGAACCGAGCGGCUGAGGAGAAGUCCACGUGUGCCGUGAAGCCCAGGCGGGCAGGGAAGGAGGCUGCCGCCCACCUGUUCCCUUUCGAGAAGCUGUGAGGCAUGCCCUCUGCCAUGCAGGCCCCCAUCUGGUCUCGGGGGCCUUGUUCCCACAGCAGGACUCACAGUCUAAACCUUUAUUCAUGGAUCCGGGACCCUGCACACGUGCCAUUUCUCUAUUCCGGGGCUGGCCGGCAUUGAUGAAAGGACAGAGACGAGAGGCCUGGUAUCAUGGUGGCAUCUGCCCUGAGCUCUGUCCCCCACAUACCCACUCGGGCUGGCCCCUGUGGCCUCAGCCUACCUAGACCUUGGACUCCGUGCUUCUGUGGAACCCACCUAGGAGUCUUUUUUUUUUUUCCUCCAGGGUUGUUGCUGGGGCUUGGUGUCAGGCACUACAAAUCCACCACUCCUGGUGGCCAUUUUCUUUUUCUUUUUUCUUAAGACAGAGGAAUUGAGAGGUGAGGAGGAGGCACCUGCAGCCCUGCUUCACCACCAGUGAAGUGCCCCCUCUGCAGGAGGGGAGUGGGGGCUGGAACCCUGGUCCUUGUGCCUACCAAUAGGUGUGUUCAACCGGGUGCACCCCACCAAGGAAUCUUUCCUCCUACAAACUUGGCUCAUCUGCUGGCCAUGCCUGCCCACUGUGGGUUUGCUAUGCUGCCUCAGCCCACCCUGGGCAGGGUGGGGGGGGGGGUAUGGGACAGGACUAGGGACAGCUCAGAGGGUUUGCUAAUACUCUCACACCACCUCUGGUGGGGGAUGGGACAGGGACGUUUGCUAACUGCCUCAUGCCAACCUGGGGGGCAAGGGAUGGGGCAAGCAAAGCUCAGAUUAUGCUGAACUGGGAUCCACUUUUUCAAAAAGCAUCAUGGCAGAAGACUAGAACAGGUCUAUGGCCAUAGCACCCUGAACACACCCGAUCUCGUAUGGUCUCAGAAGCUAAGCAGGGUUGGGCCUGAUUAAUACUCAGAUGGCAGAAGACCAGAGCAGGAGCUAUGGUCAGGAAAAGCAGGAAUGGAAGUAGAAGUAAGUGGUCGUUGCUUGCUACUAGGGAAAUCAGAAAGCUAUGCACUGUAUAUAUCCAGAGAAAUACUUUUGAUGCCACUUAGAAAAAAAUAAAGUGUCUAGAAAGC